Pseudomassariella vexata is the source of this 1647-nucleotide messenger RNA. Its product is annotated as signal peptide peptidase-domain-containing protein. The transcript has 2 exons. NCBI's taxonomy places the organism in Eukaryota, Fungi, Ascomycota, Sordariomycetes, Amphisphaeriales, Pseudomassariaceae. The coding region runs from base 1 to 1647 and encodes 548 amino acids. Gene Ontology annotation, cellular component: lumenal side of endoplasmic reticulum membrane; membrane; cytoplasmic side of endoplasmic reticulum membrane. The record is from RefSeq and is a predicted model, not a curated record. Gene Ontology annotation, biological process: membrane protein proteolysis. Gene Ontology annotation, molecular function: aspartic endopeptidase activity, intramembrane cleaving.
AUGUCCGGCGCUAUCUCGUCUCUCUGGAAUAACAGGGCUUUACUGAUACUCCAAUCGCGCCUUGUCUUCGCCGCCAUGGCUUGCAUCUACCUGGGCUCCUUUGCCGCUCUUCGAAGACCCCCUAGUGCGAGUCCCCGGAAGAAGCGCAAGACCAGCACCAAGGAGGAUGCAGAGGAUGAUGACGAUGAAGCCGAUGAUCAAUACGUUCAGGGGCUCGAGCUAUCGGAUGCGAUUGUGUUCCCAUUGUUGGCCGGUACCGUCCUUGUUGGCCUCUACUACUUGAUCAAGUGGCUCGAAGACCCUGCAAUCCUUAACAAGAUACUUGGGGUCUAUUUCUCAUUCAUGUCUUUGGCCAGCAUGGGCAAGCUGUUCGCAGAUAGUUUGCACUUCUUGACUGGUCUGGUAUUUCCUGACAUCUGGAGAGCAUCGGAUGGAACACUAUAUCACUUUGAUACGUCAAAAAAAUGCCAGUACCGAAUUUCCGAGUCGGGGGAGCACAUCUUCGACGAAACGAGGAACUCGCCCUUCGCAGGACCGUUGUGGGCUCAGCGCUUACUCCCCGACAUUAAUCGCCGUUCGCUGUGGCAGCUGCGACAUCUACUCCAGGAGCGGUGGACGGUCCGCUUCAUGCUUCACGGCGUCGCCAAGGAGCGGUUCCGCGUAAGAUUGAACGACAUCGUCGCCAUUUUUCUGGCUGUUGGUGCCAACAUGAUCAACUACACGGCCAAGUCCAAUAUAAUUUCGAACAUCAUGGGCUACGCCUUCUCCUACACUGGCAUUAUCAUGAUGUCCCCAACCACUUUCACCACUGGCAGCGCGGUGCUCUUUGCACUCUUCUUCUACGAUAUCUACAUGGUUUUCUACACCCCAUAUAUGGUCACGGUAGCAACUAAGCUUGAGGUCCCGAUCAAGUUGGUUUUCCAGAGCGAGAAGAAAUCCAGCAUGCUCGGUCUCGGAGACAUCGUCAUCCCUGGCAUGUUCAUUGCGAUAUGCCUCCGUUUCGACAACUUCAUGCAUUAUUACCGUCAACGUAAGUUCGUUGAGGUCGACCUCAAGUCAGAUGAAGAACUAUCCGGCGAACUCGUCACGUGUAAAGAGACGAGACGAAUGGUUGUUAAGCCGGAAUAUGUGAACCCUCAAGGGCAAUGGGGCAAUCGAUUCUGGGCCACUCGUUUUAUUAACAUGCUGUCGCCAGAUGCUACGCCCGCAUUGAAAGCCUCUGCAUUUCGGAAGACAUAUUUCCAUGCCGCCAUGGUUGGAUACUUCCUUGCCAUGCUGGCAACGCUUACAGUGCUCUUCGUCUUUAAGCACGCCCAGCCUGCUCUCCUGUAUCUCGUCCCGGGUGUCGUUUUCUCAGUCUGGCUGACGGCUUUUUGGCGCGGUGAGCUGCAUGAGAUGUGGACUUUCACGGAGGACGGAAGCUUGGACAAGACGGAUGUGGUGGUAGAUGUUGAUGCGAAUGGCAAGGUCGUGAAAGAGCUCAGCUUCACCCCGAAGAAAGAGACGGACGACGAGGGAGAAAAGGACACUGAGCCUACAAAGGAGGAACAGAAGUCGGUCGUCGCCAAAAAGAGAGUCGACAAGUACGUUUUCGCAUUCACUGUCGAGGCUCCCGCUUCGCUUGCUACUGAAGUUAGGGGUGAGUAG